Molecule: messenger RNA, 4185 nt
Organism: Penicillium salamii
Lineage: Eukaryota; Fungi; Ascomycota; Eurotiomycetes; Eurotiales; Aspergillaceae
Source: the annotation of a GenBank genome assembly
AUGAGUGAUGUCGAGGCAGUCUCUUUCCCAGCUGCCCUGGACGUCGGUCAGAACAUUGCUCCGGUGAAGCCCGAUCCUGUUGCGCUUUCACCGGGAGAUGGUGACUCCCCCCGGGUAGACGAGGGUUCCAAUAAUCAUAAUGCGCAGGAAGGGCCUCCCAGUCCCAGGGCGGACUCGGAGGCGGAAACCAUUAUUCAAUCCGGUCGAGAGUCUUUGUCACCAGAGAAGAAAAGGAAACAUAUAAAGCACGACCCGAGUCGCCGAGAACUCAAUGGAAUCGAUGCACAGCGAAAGAAACCCCGGGUUCUCACAGAUCGAGAACGCACCCGUUCGCCACAUCGAGAGAUCUCGCCUUCCAUGGUUAAGAUCGAGAAGGUUGAUGAUGUGUUACCCGGGGAAGGUGUGAAUGGAAUCGAUCAUGCGAGGCCUCGCGCCUUCCGAAAGCGAAGCUUCAGCGACAGUGCCGAAGAAGACAGGGAACGCCGUCGCGCUCACUCUCAUGCUGCCCACCCCGCUCGAGAGUUGAAGCAUAAUAAUACCACGCGUCUGUCCAGACCACCAUCCAAUACACGAUCGCUGUCCCCGAAUCGUCGAUCUCAUCAACGGUCUGCAUCGGGGUCCCAAUUCCCAAGCAAGAAGAAAGCACCGACCCCCCUGCUUUCAGGAUUCGGGCGACACAGCUCUGAAGAGCGACAUUCCACGGAUUCUUCGACGAGUGGCUCACCACUUCCAGGUGCCCCUCAUCUGCGCAAGCUUGGAUCGGGAGCAGGCGCAUCUGCAUCGCCUGCCAAGCAGAUGGGACCGAAGAAACUACGCGACAAGAGCGGCCGGACUCCUCUUGCGCGGGCGUGUGCAGAUCGAAAGCAUGAUCAAGUCAUGAUGCGCCAUGCGGAGCGACCUGAAGACAUUAAUAUCCCCGACAACGCAGGCAACACCCCCCUGCAAAUCGCAUCGCUCGCUGGUGAAGCUGAGAUCGUCAAGUUCCUGCUUGAGGCAGGUUGUGAGAUCAACACGAAAAACAUCGACAAAGACACUCCGUUGAUCGAUGCUGUGGAAAAUGGAAAUGUGGAGGUCGUGAAGCUCUUGCUUGAUGCAGGUGCUAACCCACGAACUGUAAAUGCGGAAGGCGAUGAGCCUUUCGAGCUUGUGCCAUCUUUUGUUGACGAUGAUGAAUACGAAGAAAUGCGAAAGGCUUUGGCAGAUGCCAAGGCUAACUUGAGGCCCGGGCGGCGCUCUGAGGAACACACGAGACCAGAGAGCAAGGAACCAUCUUCACGGCGGGCCUCUGCAGCUAGGGGAUCAGCGACCAGUCCUCGAGAAUCACCUCCUAUGCGCAGUCCGCCCCCUGCAGGUUCUGCAGCGAAUCGACGGAAAGGCGGAAGAGGUGAAGCCACAAGAAAUGAUUUGCUCUGGACGAAGCCGACAUUUGAGAAUCUUCGUGAAUUUGCUGCCAAAGGCGACGAGGCUGGAGUGGUUAGCAUUCUGAAUAUCCUGCAGAAGGCUGACAAUGCAUCUUUGAUCGCUGCUGCGAAAGGUGGUCACCAUGACGUGCUCUCUCUUCUAUACGCAAUGGGGAACGCCGACGCCGACCCAAAUCCACUGCGAGGUCAAAAGCCAGGCUACAACACGCCUAUGCUUGCUGCCAUCGGUCGAGGAAACAGUGCUGUGAUCCAGUUGAUUUUGAACCAGCCUGGCUUUAAUCCCACUCGUCGUUUGUUUGAAGAUCGAACGUACUUUGAUCUGUCGCGAGGUCGUAUGGGUGAAAACUGGGAAGACGAGUACCAAAUUCUGAAGGAUGCGUAUGAGAAGUUCCCGGGCGAGAAAAAUAGGAAAGACGACUCACCCCGCCGUGCACGUAAAGAGAAAGACGACAAACGUGCUGCGCGCCGAAAUUCCUCUUCCCCCGUUCGCACCAAAAAGAUCAACACCAGCCCCACCAUUAAUCGCAACCGUGAUUCUUUCAAAGAUCUCGAUCACAUGAAAGAAAAGCGCCAAAAAGACGACCCUUCACGACAAUCUGAACCGAAACCAAAAUCCUCCAUAUCAGCCAGACGCGACAGUGAGUCAAGCGGGAUGGCUCGAAACGACGAAGUCAAAAAACGCCGUCUCAUUCCCGGCCGUCGGCCACAGGAGCGCAGACCCAGCCUUUUCUCCUCGGACUCCUUAUCUGGACGUGACGAAGCACCCAGACCACGUGAAACAGACAACAACCUCUCCCUCAAGCGUAUCCGCCCCGAUCGUUCUCCAGAACGCUCUCGUUCUCGCGGCACAGAGAGUGGUCGACUUUCCCCCGAGUCGCGUCCCAAGAAAAGACGAAACGUAUCGGAAGACCACGCAGCAAAUGGUGCCCCGCGAUCGGACGAACAGAAGCCUCGCCGACAAGACGAUUCCACCCGCCCAGACUCUCAGAAAGCCGAAAUCAAGAAACCUUCCACUCGUCCUCCUUCGCCUGCUCACGAUGCCAGAAAGGAUGUGGAUAUGAAGGACGCUGAUGAUCCGGCAGUUGGUGCAGACGCGAAGCGUGCGGAACAUGAGGCUGACGAACGGCGUCGAGCACAGGCCAGGAAGGCACAGGAAGAACGUGCUGCGGAUGACAAGCGCGUGGCAGACGAGAAACGCAUCGCAGAAGAUAAGCGGGUUGCCGACGAAAAGCGUGCUGCGGAUGACAAGCGCAUCGCAGAGGACAAGCGGAUUGCUGAAGAGAAGCGCGUCGCGGAAGAUAAGCGCGCCGCAGACGACAAGCGGCUUGCGGACGAGGCUGAACGAGAGCGACUUGCCAAAGAGGAAGCCGAUCGAGCCGCUCAAGCCGCCCAAGCCGCCCGUGAGAAGGCUGAUGAAGAGGACCGCAAGCGCAAGGAGGCCGAUCAAAGACGUGCCAAACAAGCUGAUGAUGAUCGACUCAAGCGACUGGAGCAAGAACGUGCUCGCAUCGCCAAGGUGCGCCGUGAUCGUGAAGCGCAAGAGAAACAACGCCGCGAUGCACUUCCCGACCGUCUUCGUGUUGCAGCAAACCUAGUUGGCUCCAACGAUCCCCGUGCCAGAAGUCAUGACUGGCUCCAAUCCUUCAUGCCCCUCGUUACUGCGCGCACCAGUCAACUCGACCCAGGCUGUGCUGUGGAUGCCGCGGAUGAGAAAUGGAUACCCAACUACUUGAUUGCACCUCUCUUGGCCACCAACGAUCUACAGCUUUCACAGUAUGCUGGCUGGGAGAAGCGCAAGGCAACCCCAACUCAGCGCGUGAACCUGUGGCGAGUCACCCGCCGUAUGUUGAAUUACACGGAAGUACUUGCCAACUCGAGCAUCGGGCAGGUCAUGCAACAGGAUUGUGAAACCAGACCCAAAUACUUUGAGAUGGAACAUGUCUUUUGGAUCAGACUUUCUGAUUUCACUGAUCUUGUCCCCCACAUUCCCCAUCUCCACGGCCUCGAGCUUGAGUUCCUGGGCAUGCAUGUCGACCCCGAGCCGCCAGUGGCUGGCACCAGUUCAGGCGCUCACACCAACGGCCACGGCCCGGACUCUACUGAAGCGAACGGGACCGGGCCGAUCAAUGGCUAUGGCCAUUCUCGGUCGAGAUCAUCCGAUUCAAGCAUAAUCAGCAAUAAAAAUGGUACGUUUACCGUCGAAUACCUCACCGUCCUUGCACACCCAGAUUUGCGACAAUUGAGACUGGAUUCAGCAUGCGCCGAUAACAGAUCCGCGGGGUUUACUGUCGUCAACUGCAUGUUGAAGUCAAGCCUCACUUCGGACGGAGAAGAGCCCACAUCCCCCAUCGCCCCUGCCGACGAGGUCGAGGUCUCUGCCGAUGCCGGCUCCGGCCAGAUGUCCGUCCUGGACGCCCUCAAGGGUGUUCUGCGCAUCUCCCUCAUCCACGAUGGUCUUGCCCGUGGUCUCCGUGAGGCCGCCAAGGCUCUCGACCGCCGCGAGGCCCACAUGUGUGUCCUGAACGAGGGCUGCGAGGAGGAGGCUUACAAGAAGCUCGUUGUCGCUCUCUGCUCUGAGCACAAGAUCCCCCUCAUCAAGGUUCCCGAUGGAAAGAUGCUCGGCGAGUGGGUCGGUCUCUGCACUCUCGACCGUGAGGGUAACGCCCGCAAGGUUGUCAACUGCUCUUGCGUCGUUGUCAAGGAUUGGGGUGAGGAGUCCCAGGAGCGCUCUGUCCUCCUCAACUACUUCCAGACCGAGCAGUAG